Lotus japonicus is the source of this 3924-nucleotide messenger RNA. RefSeq names its product filament-like plant protein 7. Lineage: Eukaryota; Viridiplantae; Streptophyta; Magnoliopsida; Fabales; Fabaceae. The transcript has 6 exons. The coding region runs from base 381 to 3683 and encodes 1100 amino acids. The record is from RefSeq and is a predicted model, not a curated record.
UCUGCACUUUCCCAGCUUUUCACUUCUUCCUCCUUUUUUUCUCGCUUACCAAACAAACACUCACACUCACUACAAAGAAACCUCAGCUGAUCAGAUGAGCUUAGCUGGUUACUGUGGUUGUUGGUGAGGCUGUUUCACUCUCUGCGUGGGUGAGAGAUCAAACAUCAUGUCCAUUUCUCAUGUCAACUCUUGAUGUCUGAACCUUCAACCUUCACCCUUAUCUUCCCUUAUUGCUACGCUUCUUCCUCAUUUUGAGUGAAAUUUUUCAGUACAGCAUUUCUACUCAGUACUCAGUAAUUGCCCUUUUGACUUUUUGGAUCAUUCAUGCCUCAAAUGUCAUUCCUAGAGGUUCCUCUCUUUUGAAGUCUACUCAGCAUUAUAUGGAUCAAAAAACAUGGCUUUGGAGGAAAAGAUCCUCAGAAAAGACAAUUGUAGCAACUGAAGACAACACUCACACUUCAAAAGACAAUGGAGAGGUACAGGCACUUCUAACUGAUAAAGAAGAAUUGGAGAAAAACUUGACAGAAUUGAAUAAUAAGCUUGCUUCGGCACUUUCUGACUGUGAUGCUAAAGAUGAGCUAGUGAAGAAACAAACGAAAAUUGCACACGAAGCAGUCUCAGGUUGGGAGAAAACUGAAGAUGAAGUGUUGUCUAUGAAGCAAUAUCUGGAUGAAGCUUUGCAGCAGAAAUUAGUUUAUGAAGAAAGAGUAGCCCAUCUAGAUGGAGCUCUGAAAGAAUGUAUGCAGCAGUUACGAUUUGUUCGCGAAGAACAAGGACGAAGGAUUCAUGAUGCUGUGAUGACGGCUUCAAAAGAAUUUGAAAAAGAGUACAUGGUGUUGGAGGAGGAGUUAUCUGAGACAAGUAAAAGGCUUGCAAAAGCUGAGAUUGAGAAUUCUCAUCUAAUCAACUCCAGUUUAGCAAAAGAAAAUUUGAUUAAAGAUCUGAAAAGACAGCUUACUCAAGUUGAGGCAGAUCAUAGUGCUCUGGUGAAUCGACUAGAGGCCACGGAGAAAGAUAAUGCUUCACUGAAGUAUGAGGUUCGACUGCUUGAAAAGGAACUGGAGAUCCGAAAUGAGGAGAGAGAAUUUAAUCGUCGGACUGCUGAUGCUUCUCACAAGCAACACUUAGAGAGUGCUAAAAAAAUUGCCAAGUUAGAAUCAGAAUGUCAGAGGCUGCGCCUUCUGGUUCGGAAACGGUUACCGGGUCCUGCUGCCCUAGCAAAAAUGAAAAAUGAAGUUGAAAUGAUGGGACGAGAUCCAGUUGAAAUGAUGAGAAACAAGUUGAACCCGACCAGUUUAAUGGUUGAGUCUCUAGGUGACAGUUCUCCUAGGACUCCCAAUAGAAGAACCAAUACUUUGAAUGGGCAACUAUUUGCUUUGGAAGAUAAAAACAAGGCUUUAAAAGAAUCUCUGAAUAGGAAAAUGAAUGAGCUCCAAUUCUCAAGAGUAAUGCUUUCUCGCACAGCUUCCAGACUUUUGCAACUUGAGUCACAAAUUGAAGAAUCAUCUAAAGGUCCAGCAACUGUGGAGCAGCCUAGAAGUAACCUAAUACAGCACGAGCUCUCAUUGGCAUCAAUGUCUGAUGUUGGCAGUGAUGACAAGGUUAGCUGUGCUGAAUCCUGGGCUUCUGCAUUGAUUUCAGAAUUGGAGCAUUCCAGAGGUGGAAAACCGAAGGAGUCGUUGUCAUCAUGCAAAAGUGUGGGAGCAUCAGACAUAAACCUUAUGGAUGACUUUGUUGAAAUGGAAAAAUUAGCAGUGGUCUCCGUUGAAAAAGCCUCUGAAAUCUCGUGUGCAUCUCCGAAAGCCGUUAGUGAGAGCAAUGGCUUCUCAGAGACUGGGACAAAUGAUACUGCCUCAGAAGUAAUCGGUAAGGCGAUCAUUCCUGUGUCUGGUGGCGUUUCAGACUUCUCUAUGUCAAAUCAGAAAACCUGUUCCAUUGACAUACCUAAGGGUAACAUUCCCAGUUGGCUUCAAGAUGUAGUGAAAAUGGUCUUGGAACAGAACCAUGUCACUCAUAAAAACCCUGAUGAUAUACUCGAGAAUAUUAGAGUAGCUUUGAGGUAUCUGAAUAAUCCGGAUCCGUCUGGGUUUGAUUUAAGCAAAGACUUGGGUCAUAUAGAUGCACCUGAUCCUCCCCAUUGUAUUCACUGCAUCUCCUCCAAACCUUCAAAUAAUUCUGUAGUGGUAGAUCUAUCCAAUGAUAUAAAUAAUGGUGGCCUCUCAUCAGUAAAAGGAACCAAACAGCAGUCUCAGGUUGAUCUGAGUAAAUCAAUAGGAAAGAUAAUUGAGCUUAUUGAAAGAAUCAGCCUGCCUGUUGUAGAUUAUGAUAAUUCGGAUCCCGUGUGCACAAGUGACGGGAAUACCUUUUCAUAUAAGAAUCUAGGAAUGCCAACAGACUACAUGGUCCGCGUUUUCCAGUGGAAAACAUCAGAGAUCAGUAAUGUUCUGCAACAGUUUCUACAUGUGUGUUAUGAUUUAAUGAACAGCAAGGCUGAUCUUGAAAAAUUUGCCAAAGAACUAACAACGGCUUUGGAUUGGAUUAUGAAUCACUGCUUUUCACUUCAGGAUGUUUCUAGUAUGAGGGAUACCAUCAAGAAACAAUUUGAUUGGGAUGAGACACGAAGUGAAAGUGAAGUGGAGUUCGGGAUGGUAAGUCCUCUUCCAGAGAUAUAUAGGUUGAAUCAUCCCAGAGAACAUUUGCUCUGUCGGCCUCAAGUAACUGUUUCGGAUGGUCAUGAUCUUCAGACUGGAGAGAUGUAUUAUGAUGAAAAAGAAGAAUUGAAAAAUAUGAAAGAUAAGUUGAUCGAUGCUGAAUCUCAGAAGAAAGUCUUAGAAGGCAGGCUUCAAACAACUACUGAUAGGGUUGAAUCCUUAAUGGAUCAACUUCGGGAAUCAGAAAAAACUAUUGAGAGCUUGAGACUAGAGUUGCAAUCAUUAAAAGAAUCAAAUGGAAUACUUGAGGAUGAUAUGGCAAAUCAGAAAUUGAUAAAUUCUGAUCUUGAUGCACAGUAUACAGAAGCUGAAUUAAAAGAGGCUCAUCACAAGGUUUUGGCAUUAGAAGUGGAACUGGAGAACAAGAGCCACUGUUAUGAAGAUUUAGAGGCCAGAUGUCUUGAAUUGCAGCUCCAGCUUGAAAGCAUGUCAAAGGAUUGCCCAAACCAUGGUAUUAACCAGAAAGAUAAGCCACUGCGUACUGACAUGGAGAUCACAGCUGCUUCAGAAAAGUUGGCAGAGUGUCAAGAAACCAUCCUUAACCUUGGCAAGCAGUUGAAGGCAUUAGCUACCCCAAAGGAUGCAUCCCUUAUUGACAAAGCAAUUGCCACGCAACGGAGUACAAUUUCCCACACAACCCCCACCAAGAACGUCGAUCCAAAUCCUGCCGCCCCAAAAUUUAUGAAAAUGAAGAACCGGUCCCUGCUUGAUCAGAUGCUGGCUGAAGAUGAUACUAAAGGCAAUGUUUCCAAAGCAAGUGAUGGAAACUUCAAUCCCACCACCAUUCCUGGUAUUAUAGAGCCCCUGGAAAAGAUUUUAUCUUUGAACAAAGUUAAUAAAGACCAGGAUGACAGCGCUUCUGUUAAUUCUUUGGCCAUUGUACCAGCUAAGAAGGGAAGUUUGUGGAAGAAGUUAUUAUGGAAAAAGAAGAAAAGCGACAACCUGAAAACACCACUUCCGAAGAACACUUGACAUGCUCAUACAUCAUAAACUGUAGUGUUGUUCAAUACAGUACUUAAACAAAAGAAGGAAAUCAUAUGUCUUUUCUGUAAUUUUAUUGAAUGGCACUGAUUGGUGUUUUUGUGUUUUGAUCUUGUACAUACGCUUGAAAACUAACAACCGGGAAAGUCAUCCACCAUUGUUGUAUGAGAAGUCUUCAUUUGUGAUAAAUCCAUUUCAAUGAGAAUUCCCAAUGCUGCUUUGUUGUGGUGCA